AUGUCUUGUUCAGUUCCAUGGGGUUAUUUAGAACCGAUCAAUAGCAUUUAUCCUCGUAAAAUAUUAACAAAAUCUUCAUAUACAAUUGGACGUCAUCUACAUGAAUGUGAUAUUGUAUUAGAUUCACCUGAACUUCGACAACAUGAAUAUUUUAUUCAUUUAAGUUCAAAACAUUUUAUUAUUGAAUGUGUAAAUAAUGGUCGUUCGAUAAUCUUUCAUGAUAUUAGUAGAAAUGGUUGUUAUAUUGAUGGUGAAUUAGUUCAUCAAUCAAAAAUUUCAUUUCAAAAUCCUGAACAUAUUAUUUCACUUGCUUUAAUAGAAAAUCGUGCUUAUAAAUUUAUUCGUUUAUCAGGUUUAUUUAAUGUUAUUAAUCUUGAUGAACGAUAUUUAAAAGCGAAUCUACUUGGUUCAGGUUCAUUUGCAAAUGUUUAUAAAGCAGUAUCAUCUAUAACACAAACACAUCGUGCAGUUAAAAUUAUAAAUAAAGAUCAUUGUGAAAAACAAAUUGGCCCAGGAUUUUCUAAAUAUCUUUAUCGAGAAGUAUCGAUACAUGGUAGCGUUGAUCAUCCAUGUAUCCUACGUCGUUUUGAAGUGUUUCAUGAAAAAACAAAUUUAUUUGUUGAAAUGGAAUAUGCUGGCGGUGGAUCAUUAUAUGAUCGAAUACAUAAAACAUAUAUUAUGACUGAUGAUGAAUGUAAAUUUAUUUUUUAUCAAAUUGCUUGUGCACUUGCUUAUUUACAUCGACUUAAAAUAGUUCAUAGAGAUAUAAAACCAGCUAAUGUUCUUCUGAUGACAAAUGAAAAAGAAACAAUAGCAAAAUUAAGUGAUUUUGGUGUAGCAAAAUAUGUUUAUGCAUCAUCAAGAUAUUUAAAUACAACGAUUGCUGGUACACAACAAUUCAUGGCACCUGAAGUACUAUUUCAAACAGGACAUUCUACAAAUGCUGAUGUAUGGUCAUUUGGUAUGACUUUACUGAAUGCUUAUGUGGGAGAUACUAUUUUCCGUUUACGAGGUAUUCGUGCAUUAAAUUCAAUAUCUCAUUUCAAAAAGGAUGCCAAAGAAAUUAUUGCAAAAACAUUAGAAAAAAAUACAUUUGCUCGACCGGAUAUGAUUCAAUUAUUUCGUUAUACUUGGUUUCGUGAUAAUGCAUGCUUUGAACGAAUUCAAAAACUUAUACAUUCACAAACUGGAAAAUACUUAAAUUUACCUUGUGAAAGAUGA
Adineta steineri is the source of this 1221-nucleotide messenger RNA. The record is from the annotation of a GenBank genome assembly. NCBI's taxonomy places the organism in Eukaryota, Metazoa, Rotifera, Eurotatoria, Adinetida, Adinetidae.